Messenger RNA from Dentiscutata heterogama, 231 nucleotides. NCBI's taxonomy places the organism in Eukaryota, Fungi, Glomeromycota, Glomeromycetes, Diversisporales, Gigasporaceae. The record is from the annotation of a GenBank genome assembly.
AUGAAUUAUCAAAAUGAUGCAAUUAUUCCAACAUUAUCAACCGAAUUGCCAAUUUGUCUUAAAGAUAAACUUACAAGUAAAUUGCUUAACUUCAAAAAUCUUUCUGAACCAAUAAACUCAUCAUUUAUUUCACCCGUAAAAUCGUUAAACAUUUGUGAUUCUACUGCGAUUGAUUUUUCAAUUUCUGAUAACAAUUAUAACGAUAUUUCACCUAAUGAUGAAAUAUCAUGA